CUGGGAAGGAGAGGACCAAACAAGCCCUUAUCACUAGAACCAGAGGGAGAGAUAGAGCUGCUGACGCUACGAGAGCUUGGAUAAAAGACUGUCAAUUUCUAGAAAGAAAACCAAAAAAAGUUGUAAACUUCGAGGCAGAAAAGCUCAGGCACUUCCCCAGCUUCAUGUACGGGAGUUUGAGACUGGGCUUUGUGCAAUUUGAUUUCGGUUAUUUGGCUGAACUGAAGAUAAAAUGAGUACACUAGAUGUAGCCAGAGCAGAACUUGGCCUUGUGGUUUUGUAUUUGAACAAAGCCGAAGCCAGGGACAAGAUAUGCAGGGCUAUACAAUAUGGUUCAAAAUAUUUGAGCAACGGAGAGCCUGGCACGGCCCAAAAUGUUGACAAAUCAACUAGCUUGGCACGGAAAGUUUUCCGUCUUUUCAAGUUUGUCAAUGAUUUGCACGCUCUUAUUAGUCCGACGCCUCCAGGAACUCCCCUUCCACUUGUUUUGCUUGGAAAGUCUAAAAAUGCACUGUUGUCUACUUUCUUGUUUCUCGACCAAAUUGUCUGGCUCAAUAGGAUGGGCAUUUAUAAGGAAAAAGAACGUGCGGAGCUAAUUGGCAGAAUAUCCCUGUAUUGUUGGAUGGGUUCUUCGAUCUGCAGUACCUUGGUUGAGGCUGCAGAGCUUGGAAGGCUUUCCUUAUCAAUGAACAAAUUAGAGAAGGAUCUGAAGGAUUUGGAUAAGUACAAGAAUGAGCAAUACCGUAGUAAACUCAAGAAGUCAAAUGAGCGGUCAUUGGCCCUGGUUAAAGCAGCCAUGGAUAUAAUGGUUGCAGUUGGACUGCUUCAAAUGGCACCCAAGAAAGUCAAUGCCCGUGUUACAGGUGCCUUUGGAUUUGUCAGCUCUCUCAUCUCGUGUUAUCAGGUAUUAACAAAUCGUUGCCGUCUUUCCGUUUUGUCAACUCCAGUCAUGCGUGUUAGCUCUUAGCCUCUUAGGGCUUGGGAAAUCAGUUCGUUCAUUUGAUGUUAGGGGUGGAGGAUAUGGUAUUUUUUAUAUGGGUUGGUAUAUAGAUGUGUUUUGAUACUCCUAGCUGCUUGGUCUUGAAUGGUUCAAUAUCACAAAGGUUAUGUUAACUAGAGCACGGGUAAUUCUGGUCUGGUAUGUGGGCUGGAAACAUGACGUGGCGCGCUUCGUGCUUUAAUAGUGGUAAAAAGGCGUAGAAUUGUAUAGGUUAGUCUAUUUUUGUUUGGUAAAAGAGAUUUUUAUUACCAAAAGAACAAAAAUACAAGGAACCAAAGGGGGCAUACCCCUGAGAAAGCAGAAGAACUACACAGUAAAAUUCAGAAAACUACUCAACAGCCCUAUAUACAUCAUGACUACAGAAUUUUCUCCGAGAUAUUCCAUGCUUGACACAAAACCUUGUUACCACACCCUAUCUCUCACAUCCUUUAUAAUCUGAUCAGAAAUGUUCUCUGGGAAGGGCUUUAGUUUUUUUGCCAAAAAAUACAGUCUAUCCUUGCCCUCCAAAUGUGAUUGAUCUCCUACAAAUGCCAAACUUCUGUAAGAUUUUUUCCCAGAUCAAAGCUGAAAAAGGACAAUCACAGAAUAAUGUGUCUAUGAGAUUCAUUACUCUUUAGAUAGUCCUUGUUUAUAAAUUUCUGUUUUGAAAUUCUAAUUGAUAAACAGUUGAACCCAUUGUUAGGAGCAUUGAAUCUUUUCUACAUUGUCCAAUCUUCCUUUAUUUUGGUUCAUUAUAUUUUUGAUGUUUCUCCUACAUGAAGAGGAAAACAUAGGACAUAAACAGAGAAAAACGUUGGGAUUGUUUUGGCACACUUCUUUCACCCUUGUGGAACCAAGGAGUGCCAUGUUUUGGAACGCACUGUUUUGAAACAUUAUCGAUUUCUGGCUGUAAUAGAACAAGCAUCCUGGAAUAUAAUUGCCCUUGUUCAGUACGCACUUUUAGAAAGUUAUAUUUCUGGAUGGAGCUCAAAAACUACAUCGGGUUAUUGGAUUCGAGUUACUGAGUAUUACUCUCACCUCCGGUAUUCUUGUUCCUUGUUUCUCGCCUAUGCAGUUGCUUCCAUCACCUCCACCCCAGAAGGCCAAGGCACCUUGAAGGGAGGCUGCUCCUAUGUCCAACAAAUCUUGAAUGCAAUUUGAAUAAUUAAUCGAAGGUUGUGAGGUACAUCCAUAUGUUGGUGUAGGGUUAUGAGCAAUUUAUACGGGGAGGGUGGUGUUCCGUUACAGUAAUGAUAAAAUAUGUUUCACCUUAUUGGUAAUUGGUUCGUGUCAAUAUCCACGUUGUUCAUUUCACCUA
This is a messenger RNA of Rhododendron vialii, 2297 nucleotides long. RefSeq names its product peroxisomal membrane protein 11C. Gene Ontology annotation, cellular component: peroxisomal membrane. The record is from RefSeq and is a predicted model, not a curated record. NCBI's taxonomy places the organism in Eukaryota, Viridiplantae, Streptophyta, Magnoliopsida, Ericales, Ericaceae. Gene Ontology annotation, biological process: regulation of peroxisome size; peroxisome fission. Bases 233 to 967 code for a protein of 244 amino acids. The transcript has 8 exons.